Molecule: messenger RNA, 1120 nt
Organism: Aricia agestis (brown argus)
Lineage: Eukaryota; Metazoa; Arthropoda; Insecta; Lepidoptera; Lycaenidae
Gene: Coq4
Product: ubiquinone biosynthesis protein COQ4 homolog, mitochondrial
Exons: 3
Coding region: 106-852 (248 amino acids)
Biological process (GO): ubiquinone biosynthetic process
Cellular component (GO): mitochondrial inner membrane; mitochondrion
Source: RefSeq, a predicted model, not a curated record
ACGCCUCUGGUGCAAGUUGCAACCCAGUCUUAGCCAAAAGAAACAACCGUAGGAAAUGAAUAUUUCAAUUUAGUUUUGUUUCUCCGUCGGUGUACAACUAAAGCCAUGAAAGGUUACGCUUUUAUUAGGAACUAUUCGGUAACCAUACCGAGGAAGAUUAACUAUAUUAAUGACUUGGAAAAAAAUGCUAUUAAAAUAACUCCAUUCCAAAAACUUAUGUUAUCAGUUGGGUCAGCUGCCGUGUCCCUUUUUGAUCCACAUAGAGGCGACAUGAUAGCUUGUCUCGGGGAGGUUACUGGUGAACAGUCCCUUAGGUACAUGAGAGAAAAGAUGUUGCAAUCGAAUGAAGGAGCUGAGAUUCUCAAAGAUAUGCCUAGAAUCAACACUCAGACUGUAUGCUUUAAAACUUUAUCCCAAUUACCAGAAAAUACUCUUGGAAGGGUGUAUGUGGAUUUUAUGAAAGAAAAUAAUAUAACUGCAGAUUCUAGGUUACCCGUUCGCUUUAUAGAGGAUCCUGAUUUAGCUUAUGUGAUGCAAAGGUACAGAGAAGUACAUGAUUUGGUCCAUGCUACUCUUUAUAUGAAGACUACAAUGUUAGGUGAGGUUACUGUAAAAUGGGUGGAAGGUAUUCAAACAACUCUACCCAUGUGCAUCGGAGGAGGAAUUUGGGGUGCAGCAAGACUGAAACCAAAACAUCGGCAACUAUAUGUGAAUUAUUAUUUGCCUUGGGCUGUAACGACUGGAAUGAAUGCAAAGUUUUUACAAGGUGUGUACUUUGAAAAGAGAUGGGAGCAAGACAUAGAUGACUUUCACAAAGAGAUGAAUAUAGCAAAACUAGUUGUCAAUAAGUAAUCAGUAUUGUUAAAUGUAAAUGUAUGUAGUAGACCAGUGUUUCCCAACCUUUUUCUGCCACGGACCCCUAGGAAAUCAUGUACCUACAGAUUUAGGGACCCCCCUAAUAAAAUAAACAGAAAAAAAAAUCUGUAUGGUCCAGAGACCACAGGUUGGGAAACACUGUAGUAGACCAUAAAAUGUGAUCAGUUAAAAAGUUAUUUGAUUUAUAAUAUAGACAAAUAUUUAAAUUGUAAGGUGAGGUUUUGUAAUAUACAAAGACAUGUUA